UGUUUCCGUAUUCUUUCGUUUUUUUUUCAUAGCUUAUCCAAGCAGCAUCCCUAAGAAACCGGAGCUUGUAACAAAAAGUGUGAAGAACAAAAGCACACACACCAAUAUGGCUGCUGCAGAAUCAUGUUUUAAGAUAAUAUUGGGUUCUUCAUCAAUGGCUCGGCAACGGAUUUUAGCUGAAAUGGGUUAUGAGUUUACAAUCAUGACUGCAGAUAUUGAUGAGAAAAGUAUAAGAAAAGAAAAGCCAGAAGAUUUGGUGACAGCUCUGGCUGAGGCAAAGGCAAAUGCCAUCAUGGCAAGGCUUCAGCACACUGAUAUACUCGAGAACGUUGCUUGCCCCACGUUGCUAAUUACCGCCGAUACGGUAGUGGUCUAUAAAGGGACAAUCAGAGAAAAACCGUGCAACGAAGACGAAGCACGGGAGUUUAUCAAAGGGUAUUCCGGGGGCCAUGCAGCAGUGGUUGGAUCCGUUCUCGUGACUAACCUUAAUUCUGGAGCUAGCAAAGGUGGAUGGGAAACUGCAGAGGUUUACUUCCACGACAUACCUAACGAAGUGAUCGAUAGCCUGAUUGAUGAGGGAAUCCCAUUCAAGGUUGCUGGUGGUCUAAUGCUUGAACAUCCUCUAACGUUACCAUUUGUUGAUGCCGUGAUAGGGGCGACUGAUACUGUGAUGGGACUAUCUAUAUCUCUCACUGAAAAACUUAUAGAGGAGGCUCUACGUCAACCGGGUUCAUCGCCGAGAGUUCAAAAUAUGAGCUGACAGCUAUGGAUACUGCUCUUCAAGAGAGAUUUUUGGCAACGUAAAAGAAUUUGUAUUAACGGUUGAAUUAUUUUUUAUUAUUUCUACUUAAAAAUGGCUUAAAGAGUAAAUUAAUUAUUUUAUUAAAAACUCUAUUUAAUUCUACUGUUGAAA
Messenger RNA from Gossypium raimondii (Peruvian cotton), 913 nucleotides. RefSeq lists its product as uncharacterized. Lineage: Eukaryota; Viridiplantae; Streptophyta; Magnoliopsida; Malvales; Malvaceae. The transcript has 9 exons. The coding region runs from base 107 to 760 and encodes 217 amino acids. The record is from RefSeq and is a predicted model, not a curated record. Gene Ontology annotation, molecular function: nucleoside triphosphate diphosphatase activity.